Molecule: messenger RNA, 3294 nt
Organism: Pollicipes pollicipes
Lineage: Eukaryota; Metazoa; Arthropoda; Thecostraca; Pollicipedomorpha; Pollicipedidae
Product: trehalase
Exons: 10
Coding region: 54-1838 (594 amino acids)
Biological process (GO): trehalose catabolic process
Molecular function (GO): alpha,alpha-trehalase activity
Source: RefSeq, a predicted model, not a curated record
GUAUAGGUGAACACACUUUUGCUGAACUUCUGGUUGUGUCUUUUUCUGUAGACAUGACGAAACGGUAUCUUUUCCAGAUGGAGUUCUACAUUGCUCUGUUGGGCGUGCUGUUGGCUGUGGGCACAGCCGACGGGGCCGAUACGUUUCCACCGCCUUGCGACAGCGAUAUCUACUGUCAGGGUCCGCUGCUGCACACCGUGCAGAUGGCGCGGAUCCACAACGACUCGAAGCACUUCGUCGACAUGAGCAUGCGGUUGUCGCCCGAGGAGGUGAAGGCUGCCUUCCAGACGAUGAUGGCCCGGACGGCCGGGCAACCGUCCAGAGAGGACGUGCGCGACUUCCUGGAUCGUAACUUCCAGCAGCCGGGCAGCGAGUUCGUCGCCUGGAACCCGUCCGACUGGGUCGAUAACCCGGCUUUUUUGGCUCGGAUCCGUGACCCGAAGCUGCGAGCCUGGAUCGAGGAUCUGCACGUGACCUGGAAGGAUCUGGGCCGGGAGGUGGCGGGCGAGGUGUACCUCCACCCAGACCGGUACUCUCUCAUCUUCGUCCCCAACCCGACCAUCGUACCGGGAGGCCGCUUCCGGGAAUAUUACUACUGGGAUUCGUACUGGGUGAUGAAGGGCCUGCUACUCUCUGAGAUGCACAACACGGUCAAGGGCAUGCUGCAGAACUUCCUGGCCAUGGUGGAUCGCUUCGGCUUCGUGCCGAACGGUGGCCGAAUCUACUACAGGCGUCGAUCUCAGCCGCCUUUCCUCACCGCCAUGAUGAAGCUGUACAUGGACGCCACCGAUGACAGGGAGUUUCUCAGGUCAAACAUCGGCUUUCUGGAACAAGAGUUUAAAUUUUGGGUCCAACAUCGAGGAGUGAACGUCACCAAAGACGGCAAACAGUACAAGAUGUACCGGUACAACGCCCAGGUGGGCCAACCACGUCCCGAGUCGUACAGGGAGGACUACGAGCUGGUGCAGCAGACACUCGGCGGCCAGCAUGCCGGGGAGGAGGAGCAGCUGUACGCUGAGCUGAAGUCGGGCGCCGAGUCCGGGUGGGACUUCUCCACUCGCUGGUUCGUCCCCGACGCCGGCCAGAAAGGUACUCUGAAGGACGUGAAGACGCGGUUCAUUGUGCCCGUGGACCUCAACUCGUUGAUCUACCUCAACGCCCGGCUGAUCUCCGAGUUUUACACCCUGCUUGGAGAGGACGCCCGUGCGGCCCAGUUUCAGGACUACGCCGAACGCCAGAAGAGGAACAUCGAGGAGGUCCUGUGGGACGAGCACUCUGGCUCGUGGUUUGACUGGGACACAAAAAAUGAGCGCCUGAACAAAAAAUUUUACCCGUCGAACAUGUUUCCGGUAUGGGUAAACGCGAGUAAGCCACAGCAGAACGCCAAAUUUCUGCGGUAUAUUCAAGAUAACGUGACCAACUUUACCAGCGGAGUGCCCACUUCCCUGGAGAAGUCUGGCCAGCAGUGGGACUUUCCGAACGCCUGGCCGCCGCUCCAGCACGUGAUGAUCGAGUCGCUGAACAACAUGGCCACUGACCAGGCCGACCAGCUGGCGUUCAAUCUGACCCAGAGAUGGAUCGACACCAACUAUCUCUGCUACAUGGAGGCCAGGCCCCACGUCAUGUUCGAAAAGUACGAUGUGACCCAGAUGGGCCUGCCGGGCGGCGGCGGCGAGUACAACGUGCAGGUGGGCUUCGGAUGGUCGAACGGCGUGGCCAUGGCGCUGGCCGAGCAGUACGGCGACCGUCUGAGGGCGCCGGGCUCUUCCGCCGGCCGUUCGGUGGCUUCCCUGAUGCUGCUGCUGCUGACGCUGCUGCUGCCGUCGCUGACCGCCUGACGGGGUGCUGCCGGUCGGCUUGUAUACUCAGGCAAGGCCUGCGUCACGUCGGUAGAGCUCUUCUCUGUCGCACCUGAGGUUCGGCCGUCAGCGGUGUUCUAUGGAAAUGAAAAUAUGGUGAGGGAGAUGUGCGAAAUGAUGUACGUAAUGAGCGCGAGAGUCAGAUGGACGACGCUUAUCAGUCGUGGUUUCAGUUAAAGAAAUUCAUAUUUUUCUUUUCACUCUGGUUAUGAAAUUCCUUAGGAAUUCCCCCUCCAAUUUUCCAGACUUUUACACAAGCCACAUAGUUUUCAUGGUGUAAAAGGUGGUCAUAUUUCACAAAGGUGCCAGUUGUGUGUGUCGAGGCAGCCGAGCAGUCUGCUCCGCGGGUACCAGACCGCGUGGCCGAGCCAGCGCACCGUCAACUGCUGAUUCGGGCAGUUGCGUCAGGCCAGUGGCAAUGUUCCAAGCAGCAUAAGUGGCAUCACUUUUCACUAGUAGUUGAAUUGCAAAUAAAUGAAAAAUGGCGUUUUCAGUUCCAGUCGUGUAAUGCCGGCGUAUCGUGACGCUAGCUUAUCUUCCCACUGACGCCGGUGAUGCAUCUUGUUAGAUCGGGCAACGCAUAGCUCAUGUCGUCACAUAGUGAGGGGUGAGCAGGAGGAGCGCCGACAUCUUCCACUCGCCAGGGCGCUGAGGGCACCCCAUGGGCCAGGAUCAGCAGCAGUGUCCAUGAACUCAGGCCACACCGACUCGCAUCUUUACUUACGGGUCGCGCCAGAGCGGGACACAGACAGCACUAUGCUGCACGUUAUCCGGUUAUUUGGAGCGUCGGCCCUAUUAUCCAUAAAUAGCUCUGUGGCUCCAUCCUUAGGGGCGUAAUGGCCGAUUGGUUAGCGCCCUCGGCUCCCACGUGGGUCUCGGGUUCAAAUCCCAGUCGCGUCCUGGUCUGAGUGCAAACGUGACUGCUGCGGUCGCUGGGACUCCAUAAAAGGGUGCGUGGCGACGUAGGUGGCGUUCCGUUUUUAAAGGUAGCUCCAUGCUUGAGAGCCGGCUGGUUCCUGACGUCUCCUACAUCAGCAGCCAUGCUCAGGGGUCAGCUCGCAGCUCCGUCAAGAUUUUGCCAAGCAUCAAACACGUGGUGUUAUUUAGGCUGUGCAAUGUAUGCUGUAGGUUUUGUAUAGGAUGGCUUGUGCGGCUUCGGACUCAAAGCCCUUCUCAAGCAUAAUUUAGCGGAUGUACCCUGCACCAACCAUCCAAGCUGCGCCGAUCCAGAUGUUGCCUCCGGCCUUUUUACGAGACGGGUGCUGCGGACGAGUGCGCGCGCCACGCGCUGCUUCGGCACGGCCGCCGCGGCCCCGCCAGUUCUCUCUGGCCAGUAGCCGGCUGACCUCUCCAGGCCGGCUAAUCAACAGGCGAUGAUGACUGACGUGUUAUGUUGGAUGAUGCUGUAUCGCCUUCUGCACAAAUACACUGCUUC